This is a messenger RNA of Lytechinus variegatus (green sea urchin), 681 nucleotides long. Its product is annotated as selenoprotein S-like. The transcript has 6 exons. Bases 59 to 619 code for a protein of 186 amino acids. Gene Ontology annotation, cellular component: endoplasmic reticulum membrane; Derlin-1 retrotranslocation complex; Derlin-1-VIMP complex. The record is from RefSeq and is a predicted model, not a curated record. NCBI's taxonomy places the organism in Eukaryota, Metazoa, Echinodermata, Echinoidea, Temnopleuroida, Toxopneustidae. Gene Ontology annotation, biological process: endoplasmic reticulum unfolded protein response; retrograde protein transport, ER to cytosol.
UAAGUACGUGUUGGUCCUAUGUGUGUCUGCCAUGCAAAGGACCCGAGUUUGAGCCAAAAUGUCGGGGAUUUUCGAAGAUCGUGAGCUGACAGAAGAAGGGAACACGACACCAGAGAGUGUCUCAUACGGACUGUCAACAGCCUCUGAGUUCAUAGCCAACUAUGGAUGGUUCAUUCUCUUUGGUGUGAUAGGUUUAGUUUUUAUCAACAACUGGCUGGAUACGAGACUACAAGGAUGGAAGAAACAGAGAAGCCAGGAAUCAAAUCUCAACAAAUACAAUGCGAAUGAAGUAUUAGAGAGACAGGAAGCCUUGGAGAGAGCAAGACAAAGACUACAGGCCCAGUAUGAUGCUGAGGCUGAAGAAUAUCUUCAGAAACAGAAAGAGAAAGAAGAGGAGAAGAGAAAGGAGGAGAUAGAAGACUGGGAGCGUCAUCAGAAAGGUCUUGGUUACAAAUCAAAAAAGAAAGCUCAGGAGGAAGCUGAGGAAGCGGAAGCCCGUGGAGCGAGUCGAGAGAAUAAACCUAAGAAGAAACUCCGAGAUGAUUACAAUCCACUAUGGGGCGGACAAGGUUCAGGAUUCAGGCCGGCACCUAGACGAGGAUUCAGCGGAGGUGGAUGAGGUUAAAGGUCGUACACAGGUCAUUCAGAGGUCACACAGUAAUCCAGUCAUGCUUCAUCAAA